AAAAAAUUACCAGCUCUAGCUAGAGUUAAACAAGUUCGUGUACCAAAUGCCUAUGAUAAAACAGCUUUAAAACUUGAAAUUGGAGAUAUAAUCAAAGUCACAAAAACUAAUAUUAAUGGUCAAUGGGAAGGAGAGCUAAAUGGUAAAACUGGACAUUUUCCAUUUACUCAUGUGGAAUUUGUGGAUUCUGAUAUGAAUGAUUGCAUAAGUGACAGUUAAUUUUAAUAGUUAUUAUAGCUUCUCAGUUCUCUUAGAUAUUAUUUAAUAUUUUUUUUAAUACAUUUUAUAAAUGGCAACUAACUAGAUAGGUUAAUACAGAUAUAUUUUACUAUAAUGAAUCAUUGUAUGUUAAUUCAUUGAAAUAGAGUUUAUCUUGAAAGAAACCCAUUAGACAUAUACUAGAAAACCUUGUAUUGUAAAGAGAUUUUUGAAUUGUAUUUUUAAUAUGUGAAAUAUACUGUAUUGCACUAAUUGUUCAAUAAAGUAUCAGCAAGCCAAACAUAUCAAAUAUAAAAGUUUAUUUAAGUGAUUCAAAAAAUAUUAUUUAUACAUAAAUUAGUCCUGGUGUAACUGAAUAAUUUACAAUAUUUACUAUUAGUGGUAGAAAAGAUAACCAACUAUUAAUUAGAUAGAUAUUUAGUGRACAUAACCAAACAAAUUAGUCAGUUAAUGACUAACAAUUAAAUAUUUAACUUGAGACCGACAAAUAAAUAUAAUUAAUAGUUAGUUAAAAAGUAUAAUUUUUAUUA
Molecule: messenger RNA, 749 nt
Organism: Diuraphis noxia (Russian wheat aphid)
Lineage: Eukaryota; Metazoa; Arthropoda; Insecta; Hemiptera; Aphididae
Gene: Crk
Product: Crk proto-oncogene, adaptor protein
Biological process (GO): enzyme-linked receptor protein signaling pathway; cell migration
Cellular component (GO): cytoplasm
Molecular function (GO): receptor tyrosine kinase binding; signaling adaptor activity
Source: RefSeq, a predicted model, not a curated record